AUGAGACCCCAGGGAGUAAUAAAUGUAAAACGCAUUACUAUCAAGAGGGAUGGUGAAAUAAUUGAAACAAAGCGCCACAUUCUGACAUUCAAAUCUCCUAAACUGCCUGAAUAUGUCUAUGCCGGCUAUAUCAAGUUGUCUGUUAAAACCUAUAUCCCGAAUCCACUCAGAUGUUUCAGGUCCCAAUGCUUUGGCCACUCAAAAUUAAAUUACCGUGGAAGCGACACUUGCGCACGCUGCGCAGAAAAAGGCCACGAUAGCCAGCAAUGUGUCGCACCUGAAAAGUGCGUGAACUACGGUGAUAAUCAUACGUCUUACUCCAGAUCCUGUCCGCGUUGGCAGCUAGAAAAACAAAUCGCAACAAUAAAAAUUAAAGAAAAUAUAACUUAUCCUGAAGCCAGGCGUAGAGUUCAAGCUCAGACUCCUACUCCUGGUAUUACUUAUGCUUCCGUAGUUCAAAAAACGUUUUGUGCUAAUUGUUCAUGUGCAAAUUGUAUUAAACAAUCUACAAAAACAACAGAUAAUAUUGAAACUUCUCAUUCAGACACUGAAAACUCCAUCAGCAAUAACCCUGAUCCUCCCAAGGAAACUAGAGAGAAACCUAAACGAAAAUCAAAAACAUCGUCGCUCACAUUAAGAUUAGCGAAACGAGACCUUUCUCAAAAAGAUCUCCCAUUGAAGCUAAAAGCAGCAAAGUCAAAAAAUUCUGUCUCUCUGGGGCUGGCAACGGACAACACCCUGCGACUUAUCAUCCAUCUUUGGUGGCAUACUCAAUAG
Argiope bruennichi is the source of this 777-nucleotide messenger RNA. RefSeq lists its product as uncharacterized. Bases 1 to 777 code for a protein of 258 amino acids. Lineage: Eukaryota; Metazoa; Arthropoda; Arachnida; Araneae; Araneidae. The transcript has a single exon. The record is from RefSeq and is a predicted model, not a curated record.